CUUCAGCCCAACUGCCUGUUGAGUUCGGUAUUUAUUUUCAUCGGUUCGCCUAGGUGAAUGAACAAGCAUCGAAAAGAGACAUAGACUGUAUAGACAUUAGUCUUCUUAUAAGCCAGACAGCCCUCUCGUGCCCCUUCCCUCGUCUCGACUCUAUAUCUAUUUCUUCCUCGCUCGGCCCCAGCCUCUUUCUUUGACUCUACGGCCAGAUCUUCGAAAGGUUCUUCUUCCACGAUCUCGGUAUGAAGACUCUUAUAGUUCUGGGGGCGGGAAUGGUGGGUGUCCCUAUCACCCACUAUAUCCUGCAAAACGCUGUCCCCAAAGCCAAAGAUAUCAAGGUCAUUUUGGUGACGCCCAAUACAGAUCAAUACUGGAACCUGGCGUCCGUCCGGGGAAUCGUCCCAGGCCAAUUCUCCGACGACAUUCUCUUCACCCCGCUAAAACCCGGCUUCGAGCAAUAUCCGAAGGAGAAUUGGGAGAUCGUCUUCGGCAAAGCCGAGUCUCUGGAGCCUGAAGCGAACAAGGUCGUCAUAGCGACCAACGAUGGUGGACACCGGUGCAUCUCCUACGACGCCCUGGUCGUCGCCACGGGCAGCAGGGCACGGGACGACAUGCCAUGGAAGGACCUCGACACAACCGAGAAGACCAAGCAGGCGCUGCAAGCGGCACGAGAUCAGCUCGCCGCGGCCAAGACGGUGGUUGUAGCCGGUGGCGGCACAACGGGCGUCGAGACGGUGGGCGAAAUCGCUUUCGAGUACGGGGGCAAGAAGGAAAUCUACUUCGUCAUCGACAAGGACCUCCCCCUGGGCUCCCAAUUCCGCGAAGACGUGCGCAAGGGAGCCAAGAAGGAGAUUGAGCGCCUGGGGGCCAAGAUCAUCACCAACGCACGUGUCACCGGCGUGACGCAGGCCGGGGCCGGUGGGAAGAAGAAGACGACGACGCUCCAGCUGACCAAAACAACCGGCGAGGUCGAGACGCUCGAAACCCACGCGUACUUCCCAACCGUCGGGGUCAUACCCAACACGUCCUUCGUUCCCAAGGACAUGCUGGAUGCGAACGGGUGCGUCAAGCAGGGCAAGGACCUGCGGGUGCCGGGUCACAAGAACCUGUUCGUGGUAGGAGAUGCCGGCAACUUGGAGGAAUCGACAAUGUACCUCGCGCAGCGACAGGCGCAGCACCUGGUGAAGGUCCUCGAAACAUUCCUAGUUAGCGGCGAGGGCGAGAUCGCGGGCGAGAUCGAGGAAUACGUCCCCGAAAACAAGGUGGUCGGAGCCAUCACGCUCGGUCGAGGCCGGGCAACGGGCCAGAUGGGCACAUGGAAACUGUACAGCCUCCUUGUGUGGUGGGUGAAGGGUCGGUACCUGGGAACCAACUCCAGCAAGGCCAUUGCCGCGGGGAAGAAGAUAUUUUAGUCGUUGGCCUGGACGGAUGGAUGGUGUGUUUAUGUUUGAGAUGCAUGCUAUUGUCGGCGACAUUUUUUCUUGGUUUCUGUGGCGGACCUUUCAGAUGACAAUAGAUGAG
Molecule: messenger RNA, 1518 nt
Organism: Sodiomyces alkalinus F11
Lineage: Eukaryota; Fungi; Ascomycota; Sordariomycetes; Glomerellales; Plectosphaerellaceae
Product: FAD/NAD(P)-binding domain-containing protein
Exons: 2
Coding region: 240-1409 (389 amino acids)
Cellular component (GO): cytoplasm
Molecular function (GO): flavin adenine dinucleotide binding; electron-transferring-flavoprotein dehydrogenase activity
Source: RefSeq, a predicted model, not a curated record